Molecule: messenger RNA, 1348 nt
Organism: Strigops habroptila (Kakapo)
Lineage: Eukaryota; Metazoa; Chordata; Aves; Psittaciformes; Psittacidae
Gene: POU2AF1
Product: POU class 2 homeobox associating factor 1
Exons: 6
Coding region: 395-1348 (317 amino acids)
Biological process (GO): positive regulation of transcription by RNA polymerase II
Cellular component (GO): RNA polymerase II transcription regulator complex
Molecular function (GO): POU domain binding; transcription coactivator activity; DNA binding
Source: RefSeq, a predicted model, not a curated record
AUCUCCAAGCAGCAUUACGUUUCCAGAAGGACCCGCCAGCCCACCUAGAGCUGGAACUGGAAGAAAGAGAUGGCAGAGAGAUCCUGCUGUGUGAAAGAAAUCGGGGUUGACUUCAAAUAUCCUUCAAUGUCUGCAGAGCCUGAGUGAGCUUCCAGAAGCAUCUCUGAACAGCCUCUUGAUGGGUUAAAGUGUGGAGAUGUGUCCUGUGAAGAAUGCCUCAGGAAAUCUUUCUGGGUACUUGUACGUGCAUCCUGCAUCCACCAUCUACUCUCUUUCUCACUUGUCCUUGAGAAUAUUCCAGGUGAAUUGGACUCUUGCAUGUUUUUCUGAUCAUGGUGGAAAGAAGUCUCUACCUCCCCCUGCAAUACUGAGUUGGAAUGUUUAAAACAGCAGUAUGAAUGCAACUUGGUUAAGCUGUGGCGUCUUUCCUGCAGGCCACCAGCUGCCUGUUUGCUUCCUCCAGUUUCCCACCAGGAGGCUUGCAGAUUCGUGGAGAAGCCCUGCCAAAAGCCAUCUGGCACAGAGUGCAGAGACUCCUCCUUCAACUGGCUUUUGUUCAAGUCUUCCUGCAGUACCUCCACCAGGAUAUCGAGCUUCUGCUCCAGAACAGCAGCCGCAACCUCGCCCCUAUCAAGGUGUCCGUGUCAAAGAGCCAGUGAAGGAGCUUUUGAAGAGGAAACGGGGAAAUGUUCAUAAUGCCAGUGCAACGGCAGCUACAACGGUUGUUUUGCCCCACCAGCCUCUUCCUUCGUAUUCACCAAUGGGCCAGCCUUGCGUUGAUAUGGAUGUUGCUGCCUCUGCAUUGCCUGUCACAGAUGAAGGACCACUCUGUUCUGGCUGGAUCUCUCAGCCCUCUCCCUCAUCCUUACAGCCUUUAACUCAGUGGACCACUUACCCUGAUUAUGUGCCCCACGAAGCAGUCGGCUGUCCGUACACAGCAGAUAUGUAUGUUCAGCCUAUGUGUCCCAGUUACACACUGGUUGGGCCUUCAUCAGUUCUGACUUAUGCUUCUCAACCAUUGAUCACCAAUUUUGCACCCCGAAGUACCACCCCCGCUGUAGUGCCUCAGCUUGAGGUGACGGAUCAGCAGCCGCCUCUCACAUACUUCCCAUGGGCACAGCCCCUCUCUGCGCUGCCAGCCUCCACUUUGCAGUACCAGCCAGCUUCUUCCACGCUUUCUGGGCCGCAGUUUGUGCCCUUGCCCAUCUCCAUUCCUGAACCAGCCCCGCAGGAGCUGGAGGAUGCCAGACGAGUCAUCGGCACACUGCCCAUUGAGAAGCUACUUCUAGAAGACGAAGACAAUGAUACGUAUGUUUUAAACCAUGCUCUCUCUGUUGAAGGGCUUUAA